AUGAAUGACAACUCAUGGACUCCUUUUCUUUUUGAUUUUGAUGUCCCAAGAUCUUGCUUGAAUGCCAGCCCUACAGUACUGUACGACAAAACCGCUAUCCAGUAUAUGAACCAGUACAAAUUGCGAGAAUCUAUUGAAUUUGGAGUUCACAGUAUUUCAGGCAUGGCAGUUCCAGAUGACGACGGUUCUAUUUGGCUUCCUUUCCUAAAUAUGCCACUAAGCUACUACGACUGUUUUAGUCAACUUCGUGGUGCCAAUCUUGCUUCAGAAUCACCAACAUAUUCAAAUUCGUCGAUAUUGGGUGCAGAGCAGACUUUAAUAGCUCCUAUGUAUCCCAGUACUACUCAGGGAUGGACAGAGACAUCUAUCAAUACGCCCGAGUUCGGCUUUGUCCGUCCUAACGAGAUAUUCUCUCAGUCUAACACGCCUUCCAGCUUGGGUCAGAUGUGCAGAGAAGACAGCCUCGAUGUCGACUUUGAUAGUUUUAAUAAUCUUGACGACUUCGAUGCUGAUUCAUCUUCGGGUUCUACCACGGCUACGCUAUCCUCCGCCGGGUCGUCAGAAACCGUCCAGCAGUCAAGUGAGUCCGACAACUGCCUUCAAGAACCUUCUAUAAAGGUUGAAACUGUUCAGAGCAUAUCGCCAAUCUCGCCAAACGCACUUCGCUCGGAAAAGGACAAGUUUCUUGUUCAGGCGAGAGAUUCCAAUAUGACCUAUAGGGAGAUCAAACAGCAAGGCGGCUUCUCUGAGGCUGAGUCAACGCUCCGCGGUCGAUACAGGGCUCUCACAAAGGAGAAGGAGGCAAGAGUUAGGAAACCGGAGUGGUCAUCCAUUGAUAUUGUCCUUCUCCGUCAAGCCAUCGACCACUUUGCAGAAGGUGGAAAUAUCAGACGGGCCAAGCUCCCGUGGAAGAAAAUUGCGGAAUAUAUCGAAGAUAAUGGAGGAACAUAUCUCUUUGGACCGGCGACAUGCAAGAAGAAAUGGAUGUCUCUGCUACCAAAGCGCCGCCGAGGCUGA
This is a messenger RNA of [Torrubiella] hemipterigena, 1017 nucleotides long. Lineage: Eukaryota; Fungi; Ascomycota; Sordariomycetes; Hypocreales; Clavicipitaceae. The record is from the annotation of a GenBank genome assembly.